Messenger RNA from Lachancea meyersii CBS 8951, 1032 nucleotides. Lineage: Eukaryota; Fungi; Ascomycota; Saccharomycetes; Saccharomycetales; Saccharomycetaceae. The record is from the annotation of a GenBank genome assembly.
AUGACCAUCCAAGCCGAGUGCGAACGUCGUGAAACUUCGCCACCCGAAGAAACCCAUGAUUUUGGCGGUCGCCCGGUGUAUGACGACACUCACGAUGAGUUCAUCAGCGCAGACGUAGAUUUAACGAAGGACUGGCCAGAGGACACGGAAAUUGUAGACUUGGUGCAUUUACGGAUUCGGUCCAUGGAGGACUUGGAGCUGCAGCGGUUUCCACAGCUGAAAACCCUGUGUUUGAGACAAAACCUGAUCGAAAGUAUGAGUGAGGUUGAAGUGCUGCCCGCAGCGACCAUGGAGGACAUUGAUCUGUACGACAACAAGAUCAAACACAUUUCCAGCAGUGUGAACCGGUUAACAGGGCUGAAAAGCCUGGACCUGUCGUUUAACAAGAUUAAACACAUCAAGAACUUGGACCAGCUCACCGAGUUGGAACACCUUUAUUUCGUGCAGAACCGGAUCGCGACCGUGGAAAACCUAAGCACGCUCAAAAAACUGCGUAACUUGGAGCUAGGAGGUAACCAAAUUGCACGCAUCGAGCCAGACUCGUUUCGCGGGCUCGAAAACCUGCAACAAAUCUGGCUGGGCAAGAAUCGGAUUCCACGUCUGGUGAACCUGCACCACCUGCAAAACCUGCGUGUUUUGUCGAUCCAGUCCAAUCAGCUCACCAAAAUCGAGGGUCUCGAACAGCUAUCCAACCUCGAGGAGCUGUAUUUGUCGCACAACUUCAUCUCCAAGAUCGAGGGCCUCGAGCACAACACCAAGCUCACUACCUUGGACAUCACAUCCAACCGGAUUUCCAAGGUCGAAAAUCUAUGCCAUCUCACAAAGCUCACCGACCUGUGGCUGUCCUUCAACCAGAUCGACCAAACUUUCGAGUCGCUGGGCGACGAGCUGCGCGACCUGCCGGACUUCGAGACCAUCUAUCUAGAGGGAAACCCAAUUCAGACCAACUCCGGUACCGUUUACAGACGCAAGCUUGUUCUCAACCUGGGUCCCAGCCUGCAAAAGAUUGAUGCUACGUAUAUUCGCGGAUAA